AUGCCUAAUGCCGACGCUAAUCCAUGCCCCAAAUUAAUGAUUCAUGCGGCGCCAACAGGUGGUUCGGUGUUGACUUACAUUCGCCGCUGUUUCAAAGUCGCCUCGGAAAGUGCGGGAAGUGUAAUUUCGGCGGUUCGCGGAAACAGUGAGCGGUGGGUUACGGUAGAAUCGGAAAGGAGGAAAAUGUCCACGACAAAGACGGAGAAACCUUGUAAGUAUACGAUAAUCAUGGGAUAUGAAUGAAAAAUACAUUGAUUUGACAAGCUAGUGUUAUGUUUCGAAACUGAUUUUGAUUUCUGCACUUCGCCACCAUCUAAUUUUCAGCUGUGAUUCCGACGACUGAAGCUUCAACUCAAAUUCAAAGUGAGACCCACACGUCUGCUCUUCCAACUCAAACUGCUGCUUCUGUCAAUGUCACCGCAGUCGAAGCACCCAAAGAGGGCAAAGACAUGAUACCAGGAAGAAAACAGUUCAACGAUUUCAUCGAGCGGAUCAAGAAUUCCCGAAACAGAUCCAAACACAGAUCCCAUUCCAAACUCUCUUUCCGAAGUCUCAGCAACUUGGUAAGUCACAGAAAUGUCACCUGUAAUUCAUAAAAAAACAUGUAAUCCCAUGUGCUAUUUUAGGUACGCCACAAACGUCGUGUGAACACCUUGCCGGAGGGAUUCGAAAAAUGGGAAGAAUCGGACAAGCGGAUGUAUUACGAGACCAGCUAUCACUUCCGACUGUUCAAGUGCGAAGAAUGGCAAUGUGCACCAAUCCAACAACGACUUUCUGCUUGGACUGUCCUUUGGGUGGGUGUAUUGUGUUUGCAAGGUAAUCAAGUUCUCUAGAAGACCCUUCGCAACCCGAAACGUCACAUGGAGCACAUAGCGGAGAUGGCUCAGUAUCGAAAGACUGUCAAGUUUUUGGCCGAGAAUCCGAUUACUCAAAUCGACUUAGAGUUCUAG
Bursaphelenchus xylophilus (pine wood nematode) is the source of this 950-nucleotide messenger RNA. Lineage: Eukaryota; Metazoa; Nematoda; Chromadorea; Rhabditida; Aphelenchoididae. The record is from the annotation of a GenBank genome assembly.